This is a messenger RNA of Poeciliopsis prolifica (blackstripe livebearer), 2847 nucleotides long. Its product is annotated as bone morphogenetic protein 10-like. Gene Ontology annotation, molecular function: growth factor activity; cytokine activity. The transcript has 2 exons. The record is from RefSeq and is a predicted model, not a curated record. Gene Ontology annotation, biological process: SMAD protein signal transduction; BMP signaling pathway. Bases 113 to 1498 code for a protein of 461 amino acids. Lineage: Eukaryota; Metazoa; Chordata; Actinopteri; Cyprinodontiformes; Poeciliidae. Gene Ontology annotation, cellular component: extracellular region.
AGCUGUUUUCAGCAACCUGCUGUCCUUUAAUGAAGGAAAGUCUCCAAGAGAUCCACAUUUUCUCAUCAAAUGCCUGUCAGUCUUUGGAUUUAAAUCUUUCAGCUGCUCAAGAAUGACCACUUUGGUUUUCUCAAACCUUGGGUUCCUAAAUAUUGUGAUUGCGGCGUUAACUGGCUUGAGCCACAGCAGUCCAAUCAAGCCUGCAGAGACUUACCACAGGACAUCUGUCAGCAUGGAUGUGAUCAACAGUCCUCUCCACAGUGCACAGGACUUUUUGAGCCAGUUUCUGUCAAUACUGAACCUCACCAGGGUAAGGCCCCAGCCUUGGAUGCCUACAGCCCAGAAAGAGCCACUUCCAGAGUAUAUGCUGGAGCUCUACAACCGAUUUGCCAAUGACCGCACUGCAAUGCCGUCUGCCAACAUUGUGCGCAGUUUCAAGAAUGAAGAUUCUUCCCCCCGAAGUAUAAGAGCCACUGGUGUAUGGAUACAUCCCCUCCUAUUCAAUAUCUCCAUGCCACACUAUGAGCAUAUUACAAUGGCGGAGCUUCGACUCUUCAUGCUUGUGCGGAAGGCCCAAAGACCACAUGCCGUUUUCAGAUGCAAGGUGACAAUCUACAAGAUACACGAUGGUGUUGUUUGGACAAAAGAGGUGGGGAAAGAAGGGAGAGAGAGGGAUAAAGAGGAGGUGGAGGCGAUGAAGGAUUUGGAGGAACUGGUGACAAAGCAUAUCCAUGCCAAAGAUAAUAGCUGGGUGUCAUUUGACCUGACUCAUGUGGUGACACUCUGGCGGAAGUCAGGAUGCACAACCCAUAGGCUGGAGGUUCAUAUUGAAAACCUGGGGGCAGAUGAGGAAGGGACCACGAGAGAAGCAAUAGAAAGUGGCAAAAGUGUGUCACAGGUUGAUAUUGACAGGAGCAUGGAGGGGCAACACAAUCCAGUGAUAAUUGUGUUCUCAGAUGACCAGAGCAGAGAUCACAAAGAAGACAGACAAGAGCUAAGUCAGAUGAUUAAGCAUGAGAAUGACCUUCCUGAUAACGUGAUAAACCAGAAAGCUCUUCAUGACCGUGCAAAUCCCAACUCUGACCACCCUGAACAGGACGAGCUGGACCACCAGUCUGCCUUGGAGAUGCGGUCCAAUCUUAUCUACGACACGCCUCCUCGAAUCCGCCGCAGCGCCAACACCGAGUCAUGCAGGCGGUCACCCCUUUUUGUGGAUUUUAAAGACAUUGGCUGGGACUCGUGGAUUAUCCAGCCUUUGGGGUAUGAAGCGUACAAGUGCAACGGCGUGUGCAGCCCACCCAUGACCUCAGAGGUUUCUCCCACCAAGCAUGCCAUAGUGCAGACUCGACUGAGCCUCAGGCGCCCCGAACGAGCAUCUGCUGCCUGCUGUGUUCCAACAAAGCUGGAGCCAAUCUCCCUCCUUUAUCACGAUAAUGGAGUGGUUACCUUCAACCACAAGUAUGAGGGGAUGGUGGUGGCAGAAUGUGGCUGCAGAUAACGUCACAGAGAAAAACAGACUUUUAGUUGAAGAUCUAAAUCCAUCAAUCUAUUUUAUCAUGCUCUUAUGCUUGUUUCCAGAUUUCAUGCAGUGGACUAAUUGUAAAUGAGGGAUGAAAACUUGAUGGAAAUUUACAGCUGUAUAAAGGCAAACCCCCGAGUGUUUUUUAAAUUUAGAUCAGAAACACUUUGAACUGAUGCAACAAAGUGUUUCAUAUUAGUCUAUCACAGCUCCAUAUCCAUUUUUUGCCUUUCAUCGUGUUUUGAAAGCACUUCAAUUUAUCGUUAUAUAUUACAAUGGAUUGCCAUAUUUAUACAGUGUUAAAAAAAACUUUCAAAAUAUUUCAAAGCCAUUUAACUUUUUCUCAUUUUGUCACAUUGCAACUAUAAAUUUCAGUGUAUACAGUACAUUGGAAGUUUUAGCAUAGUGGCCUAUGAUUAAUCCAGUUUUAAUGUCAGAUGGACAGCUAUUAACUGUGCAUUGCCAUUAUUAUUUUAAAAAGAAAACCCUGUAAAUAUUUUCACCAAAAUGUGCAAACAUUUAGGAGAUAUAAUCCAAAAGACUUGCAGCUGUAGUUACAGUGCCCAAGGGUUCUGAAAAGUAUUGACACAGAAUAUACAUCUGCAUCACAGUGUGAUGCAACUUGCAACGUUUUAAAUUUUUUUUUCUACUUUACAAUUUUGUAGGACUGAAAAAUACCUACAAAUCCCAUUAAAAUUCAGUAAUUAUUGUGGUUCCAAAGUGAUAAAAUAUGAAUAAGUUUAACAGGUAUGGAUCAUUUUGUAAGGCACUGCCUAAUGAAAAAAAGUGGGAAACAAGCAGGUUUGGAUUUUUUGAUCAGCAAUUUUAAGUAUAAAAGAAAGUUUUGUCAUAUUUACAGUAAAUAAUCAGGUCAAAAUUAGUAAAACACUGAUUUCAUCUUCUGCAAGAGAAGUGAAAUCUGACUUGUAAAAGAGAAGAACUUUUAUUGUAAUACACACCAGAAAAAAGAAAAUGAAAAACACCUACUUGCCAAGAUGCUUAAGAAAAUUAUGCAUUUACUACAAAACUGUAAAUUAUGAGGUUGUCCUGAGGAAUCUUGGGAUAUUUCAGAUAAGAAGACAAUCGUAAUAUUCUUUCACUGAGAUGCUCGCCAAACUUGUAGAAAACAUGUCUUUCUUAUUUUGGACCACAGAAGGAUUUUCACCCUGCAGGGCAUCUUCUCAACAACAACAACAAAAAAUAUUACUUGUCCUAUCAAAUGUGACUUUCAGCUUCUAUAAAAUCUUUCUUUAUAGAAACAAUUCACAUCUUGGUUUUGUUUUACACAGUGGUGUGAAUAGAAUUGUGCUUACUAAAAUAAAAUAUAU